Molecule: messenger RNA, 867 nt
Organism: Sinocyclocheilus rhinocerous
Lineage: Eukaryota; Metazoa; Chordata; Actinopteri; Cypriniformes; Cyprinidae
Product: calcium/calmodulin-dependent protein kinase type II delta 2 chain-like
Exons: 8
Coding region: 1-867 (288 amino acids)
Biological process (GO): protein phosphorylation
Molecular function (GO): ATP binding; protein kinase activity
Source: RefSeq, a predicted model, not a curated record
AUGUUGCCCUGCAAACUGGAGAUUGUCUUCUUGAUUCAGAGCCGCCCCAGUGUGCUGGGAAGCCGUGUGCUUAACGGGUCCUGGGACAGAUUAACUUCCCACUGCAAUCAAUCAAUCUCCUUCUGUCAGCCAUUUGCAAAUCCACGGGGGGGAGGGGAUGGGGCAUCCUCAACAAAAGUGGCCUACCCACAAUCCCUUGCUCUGCGAGGUCAAGGGCGAGACUUACUGGGUGACUAUGAGUGCAGGGCCUCUCAGAGGUCUGACCUGCUCAGGUUUUCCAUUCUGAUGAGUUUUGCUGGUACUCCAGGGUACCUGUCCCCAGAGGUCUUGAGGAAAGAUCCUUAUGGCAAACCUGUGGACAUGUGGGCCUGCGGUGUGAUUCUCUACAUUCUGCUGGUUGGAUAUCCACCAUUUUGGGAUGAAGACCAGCAUCGCCUCUAUCAGCAGAUUAAGGCUGGUGCAUAUGACUUUCCUUCUCCUGAGUGGGACACAGUGACCCCUGAUGCUAAAGAUCUGAUUAAUAAGAUGUUGACUAUCAAUCCUUCUAAACGCAUCACAGCUGCUGAAGCCCUCAAACACCCUUGGAUCUGCCAACGCUCCACUGUAGCCUCUAUGAUGCACAGACAGGAAACUGUGGAGUGCCUGAAGAAAUUCAAUGCCAGAAGGAAACUCAAGGGUGCAAUUUUGACCACUCUCCUGGUCACAAGAAACUUCUCAGCAGCCAAGAGCUUGUUGAACAAGAAGACAGAUGGUGUGAAGAAGCCAGAGUCUCACUCCUCCAUCUAUAGCCUCAUGAUCCAGAGCUCCAGAGAGACUCAUAUCCUCCUCAUCAGUGACACAGAGGAAGAUCCAGUCAAGCUUUACUAA